Neocloeon triangulifer is the source of this 2700-nucleotide messenger RNA. RefSeq lists its product as uncharacterized. The transcript has 7 exons. Bases 1 to 1902 code for a protein of 633 amino acids. Gene Ontology annotation, molecular function: protein binding. NCBI's taxonomy places the organism in Eukaryota, Metazoa, Arthropoda, Insecta, Ephemeroptera, Baetidae. The record is from RefSeq and is a predicted model, not a curated record.
AUGUCUGAGUCGCACCAAUUGGUUCCAAUCAACUUCCUGAAGCCGGCGAAACAUAAAGUGAUCCACAAGUACUGGAAUGUGGAGCCGGACGUGCUGAGGACGAACGGCAACGAGUUCUUCAGGCAGGGCGACUACGUCAGGGCCAUCGCCCUUUACACCAAGAGCGCGUCCGUGGCGGCCGCGGACAGCAGGCCUCGAGGUCUGGCCUUGGCCAAUCGCAGCGCCGUCCUCCUGGCCCUCGGCCUCUACCAAGAGUGCCUCAAGGACGUGGAGGCCGCCUUCAGGUGCGGCUACCCUGACGAUCUCGCCCACAAGCUGCACCUGAGGUCGGCCGUCAGCCACAAGGCCCUGGGCGACGCCGACAAGGCUCAAAAGAGCUUUCAAAAGGUGUUGCAAGAAAUCAACCUGCCUCUGGACAAGAGGGAAAAGGUCGCUGAGGACGCGAACAGGCAAUUUAAAGAAGUUCAUGUGCCGAAAGUCCCGAGGAUCAGGGUGCAGUACCUGAAUCCACCUGAGCUGAGCUACGGGGCUCAACAGGAGAAUCCAGCAUUGUCCGCUGGUGUGAGGAAGAGACCAAAUCCCACCUUGGGCCAUGUUUACGUCGCAGAAAGAGAUUUGUCCAUCGGCGAUGUGAUUCUGGUUGAAAACCCGAUGAUGUACGGAUUAACCUUUGACUACUACGACAGUGAAGAGAAAUAUUGGACGUACUGCCACGAGUGCUUCAAAUUUUGUCUCAACCUCACACCCUGCCCGUCAUGUUCGUGGUCUCUCUAUUGCUCCAAGAUGUGCAGGGCUGAAGCUCUGCAAAAGCACCACAGAGUCGAGUGCGGAGUAAAACAAUCUGCCAUCGAUGGGAUUUUGAGGAAGCAGAAGAAGCAAAUCAAGACCUCGGUGCUCAUCGCCGUCGACCACCUCUUCAAGGUCAUCUCCUUCCUGGGUUUGCAGAACUGCAUCACCGCAUUGUCUGACGACGACAAGCACCAAGUUUUGGAAACUGCCUCUGAAAGCAUCAAGAAAAUCUUUGCUGUGAAGAAGGUCAAAAUUGGGUAUAGACGUGUCAAGGACUUUGAUGAGUCAUUUGUUGUGGACCAAGUUGUGGCCAGCUUCAAGCUCAGUCCUAAAGAGACCAAAAGACUGGCCACCUUCCUCACAGAGAUCUCUUCCAUUCUCGAGAGGUACAAAUUCUGCAUCCUCGAGUGUGUCAUUUCUCAGAAUGGCGACCACUAUGACUGCCUUGACCACAAUCAACACGCCUGGGGCUUUUUCGCCACAGCCACCAAGUUCAACUACUGUUGUGAUCCAAACACGAUCCAGUGUUUCCACGGAAAGACAAUGGUCCUAAAGUUGCUCAGACCUAUCAGAUGUGGCGAGGAGAUUUUCCUUCAGGCUGACUUAGACUACAGGUUCUUUCCGCUCGCUGACCGUCAGAUGGUGAACAAGUUCAACUCGUAUGAGUGCCAGUGCGACGCGUGCAUCUUUGACUGGCCUCGAUCUGAUGAUCAGAAAAUGGGUGCAGACUUUGUGCACAAUGACCUCAACUGCAUGCUGCUGGCCCUCAAGUUGUCCAAACACAUUGAGUCAGUCGACGGAGCUUAUCGGAGAAACUUCGAGUCUGACGAAAUUUUCAGAGUUUGCGUCAGCAUCACGAAUGAGUACUCCGAACGUCAUCACCGGAGAGAUGAUCAAUUGUACGGCCAAGCCGCCAUGUACAUCUUUUUGUACCUGCAAUCACGCUCCAAGAAGUUUGUGUUCGGCGAAAGAGCUGCUGGUCAGCAAGACGACGAGACACGCCAUUACGUCUCUAUUCCAGAAUCACUCAACAUUUUCCACACAGACAAUACAAGAUAUGGACCAUGGAGCUGCGUUGGUUGGCCGCUAAUGAUUGAAAGACCAGCUUGUUAGUUAAAAAAAUUAACACUCAUUGAAUCGAGAAAAAAUCUAAUUUGGUUUCCAAGCUGUUUUGAAAAUUGAAACUUUCUCGUGCCCAGUACAACUCAGUUGUAAAUUUAAAAUAGUAUUUUGGAAAAUUAACUAAUCUAAAAUUAAAUUAAAUGCAUCAAAUUUAUCUGGGUACUGCGAAAUGUGAACAUUUGUUGUAGAGAAAUGCACCAAACUGUAGAGUGUCAUUUUAGUUGUGAUGCUUAGCUUUAUCAUGUGCCUAACUUUGUUUGAAAAUUUAUUUUUGCCAAAUUUAUGAUAGAAAAUUUUGCUUUUCAACUAAAAACUUAACGAUCAUAAAAAUUUUACGAUGAAACUAUAUAUAAAUGCAAAAUUUUCCCUACAGUGAAAUUUGUGUUUUGGCUUAGAAUGCUUUUUAUGGGAGCCCGAUCCACAGCUACUGUCCUUCCUCUGUUCGUUCCACCAUAUUCGUACAAAAAAUGCGCGGGAACACCGCGAGCCAACAAGGUUGUUUCAAUGCAUGGGUUUUUACCAAGAGCGCAUACCAUUUUAUACUUCCUGGUUUUUCUUGUAAAUUAGAGAAUUAAUGGAAGUCCUCUUUGAUAAAAAAAUUUCAUCCAAUAACAAAAUAACAUUUUUGCCAAAAUUAUGUAUUACAGAUUGCUGCAUGAAUAAUUUAUCAGAAUUAUAAUCAUAUAACUGCAACAGCGAAGCCGAUUUGUGAAUUUUUCUUAACUUUAGUUUGAGGUAAGAAACUUAGAAAGAGCCUAAAGAAAAAUAAAUGUAAACAAAUGUCAAGUG